CAACAAGAAGGAAGAGCAAUGGCGACACUGGCUCGCCAACAACUCAGCCUGGACAGCGCUACGUUCUCGCCCGGAUCGCGGUCUCCUCUCACCGACGCAGCGGAAUCACAGCCGGCGGACGAUAUGAACUUCAACGGCCCGUUCCCAUGUGAGGAUUUCUCUCUUGUAUGCAAUGUCUGCACCCAAGUCGUCAAGCCUCAGGGCUUCCUGACCCAUUGCGGUAGUUGGGGAAUAGUUUCACACUGAGCAGAGAGGACAGCCUCCCCACCACAGACCCCUCAAAGCCAUGCACAGCAAGAACCAGAGGAGACACGGUUCUCCCAGCAGCUCUCGAGCACCUCUGGUUCCCAUGAAGGCGAAGAUGUCCCUCAGCCAGAGUGAGGUGGAGUCUCUGCCGUUCCGCGUGCCUCGCGACUACCCACACUCGCGCUUCAGCAAAGCGCCGCUGGCCGUUUACCCGCCCAAAGGAGGACGCACCAAAGCCUGUGUGUCGUUACCUGUGGUGACUCUGGAAAAGAUGCCAUGUUUCAGCAGAUCAGAGGGAGCUCAUGUUAAAGUGAACUCCUCCUCUUCCUCAUCCUCGUCCUCCUCCCUCUCCAUCAUCUCUUCCCCCCCUGCGUCUUCCUCGACCUCUGCCUCUCUGAAGUCCACUCUCGCGUCACCAGCGUCCCACAAAAAUCAGGAGAAGCUCUUGAACGGACGGGGCCCCAUCACCCCGCGCUCCACCACGCCCCCGCUGCUGAUCGACAGACGGCCCAGUCCCUCCCGCUCCCCACUGGACAAACGCCCCGCCCCCUCACCCUCCGCGCAGGACAGGAGACCCGCUGCUUCUCCGUCGCCGUCCUCAGCGGACAAGAGAACCGGAGUUCCUCCCUCGCCCUCAGACCGGAAACACCCCAACGGAGCCAAAGGCAACAGGCAUAGGAGAGUUUCAGGAAGAGUCUUCGAUCCGAAUAAACACUGUGGAGUUCUGGACCCGGAGAGCAAGCGGCCCUGCACUCGAUCUCUCACCUGCAAGACCCACUCUCUGACCCAUCGCCGAGCCGUCCCAGGGCGGAAAAAGGACUUUGAUAUUCUUCUGGCAGAGCAUAAGGGGCGGGCUAAGGAGAAGGAGGCAGGGCAAAAGAGGGAUGCAGCGAGCAGCCAAUCAGCUCAGUCGGUCCAGUCACUCGACACCUCAUCCAGCAGCAUACCCUCAAGCUGUCAUAAUGGCAAGACCACUCCGACUCUCAAACUGAGGCUUUCCAACGCGCACAUAAACAGGGGUUCUGGUGGUGGGGGUGCGGUGGUGCUCAGCUCCACGCCGGUGCCCGUGCCAGCUCCUGACCCGGUUCUGCCCAGCUGGCAGAAGUGUGGCGGGGACGCCCGUGUGUCCAGUGAUGAAGGAGAAGCUGAGCUCCCUGAAGACACGGAGAAGCCUUCAUGUCAUUACUCUCCUUACCACCCACGUCCCAUCAGCUGCUGUGCGUUCAGCAGCCGGCUGAUGGGCCGCGGCCACUACGUCUUCGACAGGCGCUGGGACAGGAUGAGGCUGGCGCUGCACUGCAUGGUGGAGAAGCACGUCAAUGCUCAGAUGUGGAGAAAAGUCCCCCUGGUGGCAGACUCUGUGGUCAGCUCGUCCCCGAGCCCAUCUGAGGCGUCUCCUCUGAGCUCCCCUCCUCUCUCCACCGUCGCUUCUGCCCUCCCUGACGGGGUCUCCAUGGUCUCCUACUCCACCCCCUUCUCCCACAACGGCGCGGGGGUCUUCUGCAUCCGGGAUCCGGAGCCCAGCCCAAAGCUGCCGCAGACUAAAGCAUCCAAGCCUGUGAGGACCUCGGGGGAAGGGGUGGCGGUCAGACGGCGGAAGCCCCCUCCCAUCUCAGACGCUGCCGCCUAUCGGAAGAACGGCAACGGCUACCACCCGCCUCCGGGCCCCGCCCACAUCAGCAACGGCACGGCGGCCCUGACCGUCCGGGCUAAGCCGCGGACGGGGGGGCCGGGGCCCCGGGACUCUGACAGGUACACCAGCGUCGAGCUUUCCCUGCCUCAGGCGCUGACAGGGGACCACGGGGGCGUCUCGUCUCACAGCCCGCUGCCCUGCAGCUCUGCCGAGGCACGCAAACGCAAGACAUCCAGCUCCGCCGACCGACCCGGCAAGAUCACCAAAACGACGGCGCUUGAUGGAAUCUUCCGCAAAUCCAGCGCCGGCCUUCUGUCCUCGGUGGCCGAGGCAUCUCAGAGUGCCCUCUCCAGACUGCCCAAGGUGCACCACUAACGGCGUGUGAGGUGGAGGGAGUCGAGCAGCUUCGCGGUGGUCUCCUUUAGCCCCUCUUCCACACGUGGUGGUGACCCCCGAACCUCUGUCCUUCUGCAUGCGGCGCCGUCUCUGUGGAGAGAGUCCAUCACACUGUGCGUCCUGCCUGUUCACUCGACUCUCUGCGCUCU
This is a messenger RNA of Pygocentrus nattereri (red-bellied piranha), 2424 nucleotides long. It is a transcript of the gene atxn7l1, whose product is annotated as ataxin 7-like 1. The coding region runs from base 287 to 2254 and encodes 655 amino acids. The transcript has 11 exons. The record is from RefSeq and is a predicted model, not a curated record. NCBI's taxonomy places the organism in Eukaryota, Metazoa, Chordata, Actinopteri, Characiformes, Serrasalmidae.